Messenger RNA from Oryza sativa Japonica Group (Japanese rice), 1572 nucleotides. Its product is annotated as protein REVEILLE 6. The record is from RefSeq and is a predicted model, not a curated record. Lineage: Eukaryota; Viridiplantae; Streptophyta; Magnoliopsida; Poales; Poaceae. Gene Ontology annotation, molecular function: DNA binding.
UCACUCCACGCACCAUUUUCUUCUUCUUCUUCUUCGUCUUCGUCACCGCCAGCCAACCACCUGACAAAGCAAGCAAUCGAGCUGAGCACCCCAACCCAACCCUAGGCAGAGGCUGAGGCUGAGCGAGAUCGCGGGCAUGAGCUCCGCGCCGCAGCAGUUGCUCGAUUCGUCGUCUCCGGGGCCGGGGCCGGGGCCGGAGGUGGAGGACGACGGGGGAAGGAGGGUGAGGAAGCCCUACACCAUCACCAAGUCGCGGGAGAGCUGGACCGACCCCGAGCACGACAAGUUCCUCGAGGCGCUGCAGCUGUUUGAUCGUGAUUGGAAAAAGAUUGAAGCAUAUGUUGGCUCUAAGACUGUAAUACAGAUCAGAAGCCAUGCACAGAAGUACUUUUUGAAGGUUCAAAAGAAUGGAACAGGCGAGCAUUUGCCCCCUCCUAGGCCAAAACGGAAGGCAGCACAUCCAUACCCACAUAAAGCCUCAAAAAGAGCCCCUCAAGUUGUCCUACCACAACAAGCUUCUCAUCUAAUGGAGCAAGGCUGUCUUAUACCUAUGGACAUAUCUCCUGUUGCUAGAAACUUUAAUGCAAAUGAUGUAUUUUCUUCCUGGGAUAGUGCUCUUGCCCAAAGUUUCAGUCCAAGGCAUACACAUGGUGCAGCAAAUAAUUGUUCUAGUAGCGUAGAGAGCCAAUCUGGAACUUGUCCAACUUCUGAGGCAAUUGAGCAAGAGAUCAUGCUUCCAACGCUGCGUGCCAUGCCAGACUUUGCUCAAGUAUACAACUUCCUGGGAAGCAUAUUUGAUCCAGAGACAAGUGGGCAUCUUCAGAGGUUGAGAGAGAUGGAUCCAAUCGAUGUUGAAACAGUGCUGUUACUGAUGAAAAAUUUGUCAAUAAACCUGACAAACCCAAACUUUGAAGCACAUAGGAAGGUACUCGCAUCACAUGGAUAUGGCAUGGACCAAGUGAAGCAUGAGAAUUUAGGGGAUCUGGGAUCAACUCACACCCUUCAUCUCCCAUUCAUGGUAACGACCAAAUGAAAGAACACCACCACAAUCAGCAUCCAUUGGGGGUAACAAGCAAACCCUGCUAUCAGCACCCAGUGGCGAUUUUGAGUGAAUCCGAAAUACCACAUUGUGUUAGCGACAUGUUGUACUGUCACGUUGUACAUAUAGCAGUUAGUAAUGCUCUAACCAUUAGGCUAGUUUUGCUCAUCAUCUAGAUGGCCAGGUAGUUUAUGUGCCUGUGAUUUUUUUUUUUUGCCUUUCCUUUUAUUUUAACUCAUCUAUGAACCUGCCACAUAGUGGGGUAUGUUGUAUCACGGCAUAUGCAUGCCUUUUGUUUUUAACCCCCUUUGAGAGUUUGGUACUUUGGUUGCAUGUAUUUUUGGCCGUGUAUGCAUAUAUGUAUAUGCGUGUGAUUAUGUAUAGCUGUUUGCACAGGCUAACAAACAGUAGUUUGUAUGGUAAAUAAUAUGUGUCGUGUACCAUCAGAUGAUGUUAGAUGCUCCUCUGGAACUGUUUGUGUACUGAAUAUCCUGGACAGGUGCAACAUAAAUAAAGUCCAGUUUGCUGACACA